Messenger RNA from Talpa occidentalis (Iberian mole), 3724 nucleotides. RefSeq names its product SKI/DACH domain containing 1 (gene SKIDA1). The record is from RefSeq and is a predicted model, not a curated record. NCBI's taxonomy places the organism in Eukaryota, Metazoa, Chordata, Mammalia, Eulipotyphla, Talpidae.
GAUAUCCUUGAAAAUGAUACAAAAUACGCUUUGAUUUGACUAAGAAGAGGUUAAACAAUAUUGAUAUUCAUCCAAAGUGAUUUUUUUAAGCAAAUGUUUGAGACUUUGAUGGGGAAAAUGGGAGUUGUGGAAGACUCAUUAAAACUACCAAGCAAAAGCAUCACAGACCACUGAAAUAGUCUUCAUAGUACAUCAGCACUUUCUUUUCAUCGUUAUUACGUAAAACCUCUGGAAGCACCUUGGGCGUUUUACAUUUUCUUUUCUUUGCUGCAGAAGCAAUCUGCUCCCUGGAAUUCUGACCUGUGGUGAACAGAAAGACUGUACUGGGUACUCUAAAACGAUCCCGCCUCCAAUCCAGUCUGGUUAAUUGUGAAAAGUGUACACAUUUCUGGCUUAUCUAUGCUUUGUUAUGGGUCUGACGUGAAACUACCUCCUCCCCACCCCACCCCCCCAGCAGAGAACCAAAAUCCAGUUGAAUUGUUACAGUGUUUCGGAGCUGGAGCCUUGAACUGCUUUCUUGAUCAAAUAACUUUGUUUUUGGUUGUAAAACGGCAUUUCAGGAAGGAAAAAAAAAAGGAAAAUCGAGAGAAAUUCAAAACGAUGCCUUGAGACACACGCAGCAUCUGGUGGAGGAUUAACAUCCAUACAUGUGUAUGGACGCGUCACGUAUAUAUUUACUGCAAAUGGUGGGGAUAAUUUAGUGCCCGAGAUGGGAGACCUGAAGUCAGGUUUUGAAGAGGUGGACGGCGUGAGGCUCGGCUACCUCAUCAUUAAAGGCAAGCAAAUGUUUGCCCUGUCCCAAGUCUUCACGGACCUGCUGAAGAACAUCCCGAGGACGACCGUGCACAAGCGCAUGGACCACCUCAAAGUGAAAAAGCACCACUGCGACCUGGAGGAGUUGCGGAAACUCAAGGCAAUCAACAGCAUCGCCUUCCACGCCGCCAAGUGCACGCUCAUCUCCCGGGAAGACGUGGAGGCGCUCUACACCUCCUGCAAGACCGAGCGCGUGCUCAAGACCAAGCGCCGGCGGGCGGGCCGGGCCCUGGCCGCCCCGGAGGCGCCGCCGCCCGAGCGCGCUGCAGCAGCAGCGGCCGCGGGCCCCCGCGCGGGCUUCUGGAAGGACGAGCCCCAACUUUGGCGCGGCCCGAGCGGCGCCGCGCGGCCCCUGCCAAUCAGCGCGCAGGCCCCGCGCCCCGCCGCCGCGCGCCCCGCAGCCCAGCUACCUCAGCUCUUCAGCAAAUACCCGGGCGCGCCCUACCCGGAGCUGCUGCGCUCGCCGUGCAAGCCCGCCGUCAACUACGAGCCCGCCCCGCUGCAGGGGAGCUACGUCGCCUUCCCCUCGGACCCCGCGUAUCUGCGCAGCCUGCUGUGCAGCAAGCACCCGGCCGCCGCGGCCGCCGCGGCCGCGGCCGCAGCAGCAGCCGCUGCAGCAGCCGCCGCCGCAGCAGCGGCGGCCGCCGCCUACUACCAGGCGGCCGGGCCGCCGCCCAAGGUCGCGGCGGGCGCCGGGGGCGCGGGGAGCCUCGCGUACCGCUGCAGGCGCAGGCGCGCGGGCGCCAAGGACGGCCUGCUCGCGCCCCACGCCGGCGCGCGGCGCCUGCUGCUGCUGCCCAGGUCCUACAAAGCCAAGGCGGCGGCGGCCGCGGCCGCGGCUGCGGCGGGGGCCGCCUGCCUGCAGCGGUUCCACCUGGUCAACAGCUUCUGCUCGCCGCCGCCCCACCAGCACCAGCACCAGCACCAGCACCAGCACCACCAGCACCACCCGCACCGCCGGCGCCGGCGCCGCCGGGCCCCGCCGCCGCCGCACGGCCGGCCCCCCGCGCCCCCCCGGCCGCAGCCCCCUCUGGGCAGCUUUCCCGAGAGCUGCAGCAGCGACUCGGAGUCCAGCUCCUACUCGGACCAUGCGGCCAACGACUCGGAUUUUGGCUCCAGCUUGUCCAGCUCCAGCAACUCGGUGUCCUCCGAGGAGGAGGACGAGGAGGAGGGAGAGGACGAGGAGGAGGGAGAGGACGAGGAGGAGGGGGGCAGCGGAGCCUCGGACUCCAGCGACGCCAGCUCCGAGGAGGAGGACUCCUCCACCGAGUCCGACUCCAGCUCCGGCUCCAGCCAAGUGUCCGUGCAGAGCAUCCGUUUCAGGCGCACCAGUUUCUGCAAGCCGCCCAGCGUGCAGGCGCAGGCCAACUUUCUGUACCAUCUGGCCUCCGCCGCCGCUGCAACCAAACCCGCUGCUUUCGAGGAUGCCGGGCGGCUCCCCGACCUCAGGGGCAGUGUCAAAGCCGAGGCGCCCGAGGAGUGGAGCCCGCAGAGCUGGGCCCCCAAAACGUCCCCGGUGUACUGCCCGGCCAGCCUGGGGAGUUGCUUCGCGGAGAUAAGAAACGAGAGGGUAUCUGAGGUGACGUACCCGCGCCCUGAAAUCGCCAGCCCUGUAAAGAGAACUGACCUGACAAUUAACUGCCUGGCGGAGGGGGCCUCUUCACCUAGCCCUAAGACAAACAAUGCAUUUCCACAACAAAGAAUACUCGGAGAGGCUAGGAAAUGCCUACCAGCAACUCCUGCUACACACUGUGCAGAUAAUAGUAACACAAUAGCUGCUAGGUUCUUAAAUAACGAUGCUUCGGGAGCGGCAGCAAAUUCAGAAAAUGAUUUCAAAAUCCUUCAUUGUGCUGAAUUUGCUACGGAUUUGCCCUCUUCGCAAACUGACCCAGAGGUGGAUGCUGCUGCUGCUGCCGCAGCAGUAGCAGCAGCAGCAGUAGCAGCAGCAGCAGCAGCAGCAACAACAACUAAAGCGGAGACUCCCUGCACUGACACCAGGGACAAGACAUUGCCAUUUCUGCACAACAUUAAAAUCAAAGUGGAAGACAGUAGUGCUAACGAAGACUAUGAACCUGACCUUAUUACAAAUAAGCUAAAGUGCGAGUGCAAUGAUACGAAGGGGGAGUUUUACAGUGUGACUGAAAGUAAAGAGGAGGACACCUUGCUAACCACAGCCAAGGAAGGCUUUGCAUGCCCUGAAAAAGAAGCUCCUUCCUUAAAUCCACUGGCUCAGAAUCAGGGCCUUUCAUGCACUUUAGGUUCUCCAAAACCUGAGGAUGGGGAAUAUAAAUUUGGCGCCAGGGUGAGGAAAAAUUACCGGACACUAGUGCUGGGAAAGCGACCUGGACUUCAGACACCUCCAGUCAAACCAAAUUUGAAAUCAGCUAGAAGUCCUCGUCCUACAGGUAAAACCGAGACACAUGAAGGAUCACUGGAUGAUUUUACAGUUAUAAGCAGACGCAAAAAGGUAGCCAGCAAUGUAGCAUCAGCAGUGAAAAGGCCAUUUAAUUUCAUGGCAAAUUUUCCUUGUCCUCCAUCACUCAUUAUCGGCAAGGAUGGGGAUUUGUGGCCAGCAUAUUCCUUAAACACCACUAAGGAUUCCCAACCUCCUCACAAGGCCCAUCCUAUAUGGAAAUGGCAGCUGGGCGGUUCUGCAAUACCUCUUCCACCUAGUCACAAAUUCAGGAAAUUUAAUUCAUAAAAGUGUUUUGGAAGAUAUUUUCUUGAACCGUAUUACCUUCCUUUUGUUGUGAACUGCACAGGAUGGUUCGUACAAGUCCAUUAAUACGUUACACCCCUUUUGGAGUCCUGGUUUAUCGCAUUUUGAAGACAGAAAUCGGAUUACUUUUUUUUUUUUUUUUCUUUCAGUUGCGGGUUGGUUUGGUGUGUUUUUUUUUUUUUUUUUUUUGGA